AGUUCCUCGCUCUUGUUGCCUAAUGCGCGAAGAGCCGGCUGGCCUCGGAAACCGAAGAUGUCUGUUACGCUGCAGCGCAUCGAGCGGCUGUCCAAUCGGGUAGUACGCGUGUUGGGCUGUAACCCGGGUCCUAUGACCCUGCAAGGCACCAACACCUACCUGGUGGGGACCGGCUCCAGGAGAAUCCUCAUUGACACUGGAGAACCCUCAAUUCCAGAAUACAUCAGCAGUCUAAAGCAAGCUUUGGCUGAAUUUAAUACAGCAAUCCAGGAAAUCAUAGUGACUCAUUGGCAUGUUGAUCAUUCUGGAGGCAUAAAAGAUAUUUGUAAAAGCAUCAGUAAUGACACUACCUAUUGUAUUAAAAAACUCCCACGGAAUCCUCACAAAGAAGAAAUUAUAGGAAAUGGAGAGCAACAGUAUGUUUAUCUGAAAGAUGGAGAUGUGAUUAAGACUGAGGGAGCCACUCUAAGAAUUAUAUACACACCUGGCCACACUGAUGAUCAUAUGGCUCUACUCUUAGAAGAGGAAAAUGCCCUCUUUUCUGGAGAUUGCAUCCUUGGGGAAGGAACAACUAUAUUUGAAGACCUCUAUGAUUAUAUGAAGUCCCUAAAAGAGUUACUAAAAAUCAAAGCUGAUAUUAUAUAUCCAGGACAUGGCCCAGUAAUCCCCAAUGCUGAAGCUACAAUUCUACAAUAUAUUUCUCACAGAAAUACUCGAGAAGAACAAGUACUUACGUUAGUUCGUGAUAAUUUUGAAAAAUCAUUUACGGUAACUGAUCUUGUCAAAAUUAUUUACAAGAAUACUCCGGAGCAUUUACAUCCAAUGGCAGAACGUAACAUCUUGCUUCAUUUGAAAAAACUAGAAAAAGAAGGGAAAAUAUUUAGCAACACGGAUCCUAACAAGAAAUGGAGAGCUGUACUUUAGUUUCAAAUUAAUGAAAGCUCUGUUUUGUGUUGCUUUUAGAGGAUGGUAUGUUUUCUUAGAUAUGUAUUGUAUAGAGAAACUAUAGUAUGUGGAACUUCAAAAAUACACUUCAAAGCAAUAUUUUUGUUCUAAAAUAUGUAAAUUACAUACUAUACUUGCAGAUUAUUUAACCUUGAUCUUUUAACAUUUUCCCAAAAAAAUCAAAAUCCAACAAUUUGUCAAUUUUCUAUGGAUUAAAUAAAAUGGCUACUUUCAGAAUAAUAAAAUUUAGCCAAGAGUGGUGGUACACACCUGUAAUCCCAGAGACGAAGAGGCUGAGGCAGGAGGA
This is a messenger RNA of Sciurus carolinensis (gray squirrel), 1252 nucleotides long. It is a transcript of the gene Lactb2, whose product is annotated as lactamase beta 2. Lineage: Eukaryota; Metazoa; Chordata; Mammalia; Rodentia; Sciuridae. The transcript has 7 exons. The coding region runs from base 58 to 924 and encodes 288 amino acids. Gene Ontology annotation, molecular function: RNA endonuclease activity; single-stranded RNA binding. The record is from RefSeq and is a predicted model, not a curated record. Gene Ontology annotation, cellular component: mitochondrial matrix.